AUGGAGCCUGUCUGCGUGGCGCCUGUCUAUGCAGUCGACAAAUGGCCAAUCAUAGGGUUCGGGGGCGCUGUUGCUGAGAUGGCAGGAUGGGCUAUGAACCGCUUGAACCUCACUGAACAACAACGUCAACCAUUUUUUGAUAUGUAUUUCGGCGAGGACGGGGCCCGCUAUAAUUUCCUACGUCUUUGCAUCCACACGACUUUCGACCAUUACACGUUUGACGACGUACCUGAUGAUUUCGAAUUGAAGCAUUUUGAUUAUAAUGUUAGCGGAGAUCGAGAAAAUUACAAAUUCCAAACUGUUAAAAGGGUUCAGGAAAUGGUACCAGAACUGACGAUCAUAGGCAGUGCCUGGUCGCCGCCGUCGUGGAUGAAACUCGGUAAUCAUAGUAUGAACGGGAGCCCUAACCCUUGCCUCAAAGAGGACCCACGUUAUCAUAAGGCGUGGGCUGACUAUCUCGUUAAAUGGGUGGACGCUUAUGAGAAAUUAGGAGUACCAAUAUGGGCGAUAACGCAACAGAACGAACCGCAGAAUUAUGUAACUCAAAAUUGGGCGACUUGCAUUUUCACACCUGAGGCUCAGCUCGCCUUUAUACGAGAUCAUUUGGGACCAGCGAUGAAGGCGGCGAAUAAAAGCACUAAGUUGUUAUUCAAUGACGACGAUAAGAAUUUCCUACCAGAAGUUGCUAAGUUGAUUAUUGAGGAUGAUGUCGCUGCUGAGUAA
This is a messenger RNA of Perkinsus marinus ATCC 50983, 723 nucleotides long. Its product is annotated as Endo-1,6-beta-D-glucanase BGN16.3 precursor, putative. The transcript is spliced from 6 exons. Gene Ontology annotation, molecular function: glucosylceramidase activity. The coding region runs from base 1 to 723 and encodes 240 amino acids. Gene Ontology annotation, biological process: glucosylceramide catabolic process. The record is from RefSeq and is a predicted model, not a curated record. NCBI's taxonomy places the organism in Eukaryota, Perkinsozoa, Perkinsida, Perkinsidae.